CCAACGACUCAACAUCAAUUUUCUAAAAUUGUCUUAGUUUUGAAGUGAAAGCAUAGAAAGUUUAUAAAAAUGAAGAACCUCAUCAGAGAGGCGGUAAUAAUUGCCUCAUUCGGUUUGGCAUAUUGUCUGUCGUGCAUUGCCAUCGAAUGCAGUAAUUUGUAUAUUAAACUUAGCUGGGAUUUGCCCGAAGAUCGACGCAGUUUUUAUAUUAAGCAAAUUUCUACGAAUUUAGCAAAGUAUGUUGGCGGCGUUUUGGUUUGCAUUUUACUCAUUUGGGCUGUCAAAAAGAAGCGCCAUUUCGCCAUUAUUCCAGCUAUGUUAUGUGCAUUGAGUGCCUUGGGUUUCACCGUAUUCAUGAUGGGUUACAAUUUGGCAUUGCUGCCUUUCGGCCAUUUUGAUCAUAUAGAAGCGUUCGUACCAUAUUUGGGAGUCGAAGUACUUUUAUUUUAUAUUUUGGCUACUUUGUUCGGUGCAAUCAGGCGUGAAAAAUUCGAACUGCUGAAGCAAGAAAAUCCGCAAAAUCCAAACUAUUAUGAAGCCAUAUAAACCAUAGGGGUUGUAACUUUUAUUUAUUUUACUUUUUUACUAAAUUUCCUUUAA
Musca domestica (house fly) is the source of this 600-nucleotide messenger RNA. RefSeq lists its product as uncharacterized. The record is from RefSeq and is a predicted model, not a curated record. Bases 70 to 546 code for a protein of 158 amino acids. NCBI's taxonomy places the organism in Eukaryota, Metazoa, Arthropoda, Insecta, Diptera, Muscidae. The transcript is spliced from 4 exons.